AUUGGUCCGCAUCGAGUAAAGGCGGAAGUCUACAGAGCAGGGGGAUUCCCCGAGGGAAGUUCCCAACUCUACCAGGCUAUGUAAAACAUACAUUAUUGCCAUAUCCUCUCCGGAGCUUCGUAACUCUGCAUCUGAACAUUUGAGGACGACGCUGCGGUGUUGUCGAAACAUUAAAUUCGACUUUUUCAGUUACUCGAAUGAAGGGCUCAUGUCUGCUGUGUCAGUGAUGAAUGUGGAGCACAAGGCAUGGAAAGGAACAUCGCAGACCAGCUCAACAAAGCUUUUGAAGCUUAUCGCCAGGUCUCCAUCGAAAAGGACAAUGCCAAAAAGGAGCUGCAGAAAAUGACUGAAUAUUAUGAGCAAUACACUCAAGAGCUUCAGAAGCAGAUAGAAGACCAGCAGCGGUUGAUUACAGAACUGGAAGCAAAGUUGUCAGCAACAAGGCAACCAUCAGGAGAGAUGAAAUGUGAGCCUUGCAACCAUCUCCUUGAUGGGGCCAGGACUUGUAGGAAAACACAGUAUCCGGAGAAUAUGGGCACUGUUGCUGUUGCUCCCACUUUGCCAGUCAACAGCAGCGUUGACUAUCAGGACAUGCUGGAAGCAUUUGAAGCAAUUCAAGGCAAAUUCCGACAGAUUCGGUCUUUAACAAGAAGACAAAAAGACCACCUAAAAAGAUUCCAUGGAGGAAAUGAUACAUCAAACGAUCAGCGGUUCUCCAUGCCCAUCCAGUGCACAGAUCGUACCGCAGAGGCAGAGAGACCCUUUUCCACAGCUCUGAGAUCAGCCGCGGAUAUCCUGCCUGCAUCUCUAGCGUCCCGCGGCGCCAGCCAGGAGGACAGGGACUUGGUAGACUCUCUCACCAAACUCAGUGUCAAAUUCCCACCCUCUGCAGACAGUGAAUAUGACUUCCUGAACAGUGCUCCGGAGCGACACAUUGGUCUGACCAUGCCCAUGAAGCGGCCUCUCACUAGCGUCUCCUCCACACUGACAGAGGAGGAGCCCGUGGAACUGCCCAUGCCUUUUGUCUACCCUCUCCCCUCCCAUUCAACAUCAUCCUCGCUCUCCCAGGAGAGUGUGCGGGGACCCCAGCAGCCUCUCUGGAGCCCUGAGCUGUGUGAUGCAGUUGACGUGGGGACAGAGCUGGCGACGCCUCAAAGCAGCAGUCCGGAUAAAUGUGCUUUCUGCCAUGCUGUGGUUCCUCAGGACCGAAUGAACAGCCACCUCUACUUGCAUUUCUCCCCUAAGAAUGAAGCCGACGAUUGACAGUGGAAACGGAGACUGAUGGGCGAACGCCUCAACUACUUCAAGACUUUACUGUUUUCAUGGUCUAGUCCUGCCUGCCAUGAAGUACAUGCGCUGUAUUGGAUUUGAAAUGACACUGCAAUAAGACUUGAAUCCAUUUAUUUAAGACUGAAGAAUUGAUGGUACACUUUCUUGCCCAUUAUAUUUUUCUAAUAUCACGCUGAGAUUUUACAAUGAUGCAUAUGGAGCAAAUAAACCAACAUUUACUCUUGCAACAAUUUUUAGCAUUUGGAUUGUUUUCAAACGUGCAAUUGUAAUAAUAUAUAACAAGUUGGCAUGCCAGCAAAUGCAUCAAUACCUAAAUAGCUACAUUAGGUUUAUUUUUUUUUACAUUUUAUACAUUUUUAUUUGAAAAAAUUCAAAACAAUUUCCGUCUAAAGACUGAUGGUAGUUGAUGCAUUAGAAUUUGCAAUAUUUUCUACAGAAGCACUUUGCCCCUCGUUUAUGUUGGCUUUGGGAUUUUAUAUAUCAUUAAACAACCAUAUGUUAUGUAAAGGAAAUGCCAGCUAUAUGCACCAAACCAUGUCAACUAUUCUUAUGCUUUUUAAGAAUGGUUGACAUGUUGAUUAGCACUAUUUCCAGCUGAAUUCCCUUUGUUCCUCUACUUUCAAUACGUCAAUCAUGAUAAUUUGAAACAGCUGUAGUUCAUCCUUGGUUUCGAGAUAUUUCCAACUUCGAAAUCGGUUUAAAAGUUAGUAUGCCAUGUGCUCAUUAAGAUUAUCUCCACAAAAAUCAUUGUUCAAUUAGAUAUCAAAUUAGCUUGCUGGCUGUUUAGAUGUGGUUUUUAUCUCAGGCAGCUUUUGACUGUAUUUAUGUCGGCACAGUAUGAGGAUUUUACUCCAGUUGUGCUAUUUAAAGAAAUAAUUGUAGGUAUGCCAGAUCUAAAUUACAUUAUGAGCAACACUGUAAAAAAAAUGGAAAACUGACAAUUUCAUGACAUUUUAAAGCGAUUUCACAGUGAAACAUGAGAAUAGUAAUUUGUAAAUAGAAUGCUCACUGUGUGUCAAGUGCACAUUUCACUGUGUGUACGUUACCUGUUGUUUGACUAAAUCUGAGUCUCCUAAACAGUAGCAUCGACUUCCGACUUCUGCAGCAUUUGUUCACACCUUCACGAGAAAUUGCCGUGAUUUUCACCAUUCGGUGUGAUGAUGUUUGAAGAAACGGGGACGCUGUGUGUUGGAACACUUUGUUGUGCAGUGAGGCCCUUGCAGACCUUCAGCAUUGGGCUGGUAACACUUGCGCUGGGUAGAUGAGCUGGUGUGAAGACGACAAACAGCAUUUUUUUUUUCUCGUCUUUACAAGCGCUGAGUACUACUCAUUUCAAAUAAUCAAAUAUCCUCGAAUAGACUGAUUGAUUUCUGAACUGAUAUUUGCCGCUGGGUCUUUCUCCGUCCUUCAUGAAUAGAUCAGAAGGGUGUAAAAAAAAUGUCACUUUAUAAUUCUGUCAACUAUAUUCAACUAAUGAGUCAUUAGGCUAACAUAGAGCACUACUCAAGCACAUUAUCUACUUAAAUGCAAGUAGUGAAAAUACAUGCCAUUUGGUGGAUAUACAAAGGUGAAAAUUACAUAUUGAUCUAAUGUAAUGUGCAAAUCAUAAUUCCUGUUUAUUUUGGAGUGACAUAAACCAAAUAAUUCUGCAUUUCACCUCAUCAUGAACACUGAGGGGAGAAUUUAUUCAGAUUUUUUUUGGCAAAUACAUAUCCCUAAUGAUCCUCUCUGGUUAAUCUGUGAACAGUCGAACAUUGUGCAGCCUGCAUGCUUUUCUCUCCGGGAUCAUGAACAGCUGCUUGCUCAUAAUUAUGUUGUCAUUCAUUGUUAUUUGGAAGAGGAAACUCGUACUGACAGCUAGGGUUUUUUUUAUGUGUGUGUAUUUCCGUACACUAUAUUUACUUGUGUAUACAGUAAUGUGAACAGUUUGGUUAAAAUUCCACUUUAGCUCUAAGGCUUUAGCUCUAGUUAUUGCUAUCAUUCUCAGUGGAGUAUAAGAUCCAUCUUUGUCCUUGGGACAUUUGCUACCAGAGCUGGUAGAUUUGAGAUUUAAGAGCUAUAAAAAAAUUGGACCAAAAAAAACGGAGAAGGAUAUGGAUUGAGACGGAGAAGUAGCAGGCUGAUUACAAGGUGUCAAAAUUGCCAGGAGCAAGAAGGUGAAAGCAAUCAGGGGUGAGAAGAGUGCAGCAUUCGUGAGGGGCAACUAAUUAUCCAUCUCAUUUGUGGAGAGAAGCAUUUGAGGCAGCUCUAGCCCACUGAAUGGUGACAGAUUGGUGCGGAGGAGAGGGGAGGUGUUAGAACAAUGGAGCCCAGCUCACCAUCAUUACUGCAUGCUAAUCAGCAGCGCUUCUGCACCGCCAGUCGGUGCUGCAGAGAGUUCGGGGAGACAGGGAAGUCACCGGCUUCAGGGGACUGUGGUCCGGAAGAGAGGGAGGAAACUGAUGCAUGGUUUAGCUGCUGGCACUCUACCACUUCUUAUUUGAGCGUGUAGGUUAUCCUGCAGAGACUGAUCUCUGUGGUCUGUGUUAUCAGCUUGCACUUGGAAAAUGAUUGCACUGGGAGUGAUGAGAGUGUUUUUCUGUACAUUGAGUGGAAUAUGAGCUCACUAUGUGGUGUAAUGCACAUUAUACAUGUGGAGAGUGUCAUUAAAAGUUUGAAUAAUAAAUAGGAAGCAGCAGAAUAA
Messenger RNA from Acanthochromis polyacanthus (spiny chromis), 3973 nucleotides. RefSeq names its product TRAF family member-associated NFKB activator (gene tank). The record is from RefSeq and is a predicted model, not a curated record. Gene Ontology annotation, biological process: canonical NF-kappaB signal transduction. Lineage: Eukaryota; Metazoa; Chordata; Actinopteri; Pomacentridae.